AUGUCCACGAGCGACUUUUAUCUGCGGUACUAUGUUGGGCACAAGGGAAAAUUUGGACAUGAGUUCCUGGAGUUUGAGUUCAGGCCAGACGGAAAACUGCGGUAUGCAAACAACAGUAACUAUAAAAAUGACGUCAUGAUCCGAAAAGAGGCAUAUGUACACAAGAGUGUUAUGGAGGAGCUGAAAAGGAUAAUUGAUGACAGUGAAAUCACAAAAGAAGACGAUGCUCUAUGGCCACCUCCAGACAGAGUUGGCAGACAGGAACUGGAGAUUGUUAUUGGAGACGAGCAUAUUUCAUUCACAACCUCAAAGAUCGGAUCCCUUAUUGAUGUCAACCAGUCCAAGGACCCAGAAGGCCUGCGUGUUUUCUACUACCUGGUUCAGGAUCUCAAAUGUCUCGUUUUCAGUCUAAUUGGACUUCACUUCAAGAUUAAGCCAAUCUAA
Molecule: messenger RNA, 444 nt
Organism: Knipowitschia caucasica
Lineage: Eukaryota; Metazoa; Chordata; Actinopteri; Gobiiformes; Gobiidae
Source: the annotation of a GenBank genome assembly